AUGGCAACGGGCCACAAAUCGUGCUGCUGUGUUCUACAUCUGUUGGAGCAUGAUGAGGAGUAUGUGUUCACUCUGCCCUGUGCCUACGCCCGCUCCAUUCUUACCGUACCCUGGGUGGAGCUGGGAGGGAAAGUCAACAUCAGUUGUGCCAAGAGUGGAUACUCUGCCACCGUUACCUUCCAUACUAAACCCUUCUAUGGAGGAAAGAUACACAGAGUGACAGCGGAGGUGAAGCACAACCCGACGGGGACCAUAGUGUGUAAGGCCCAAGGGGAAUGGAACGGUACCCUGGAGUUCACCUACAGCAGUGGAGAGACCAAGGUCAUCAACACCUCCAAGCUGCCUGUCAUCAGGAAGAAGAUACGCCCCAUGGAGAAACAGGGACACUACGAAUCACGGCGUCUGUGGCAGCAUGUCACCUCAGCUCUGAGAUCAGGAAACAUUGACUCUGCUACAGAGCACAAACACUGUCUGGAGGAGAGGCAAAGAGCAGAGGGCCGACAGAGAGCUGCCUCCAACACACCCUGGACACCCAAGUACUUUGUCAAGGAGGGCGAGGGCUGGGUGUAUCACAACCCCUUGUGGAAGACCCACUGACGAGGGGAGGGACCUCGGGGAGGGGCAACGUGCCAGCUGCCAAUCACAGCACGGCGAGCGGCCCGCUGGUGGUCAUGGCAACACACAGGGGACCAGCUAGCCGGGCCGCUAGAGAAUAGAGGAAAUGCAACAAGGGGCCUGUGUUCCAAAUGGGACCCUAUUCUCUAUAUAGCGGACAACUGCAGAAAGAGUGCACUACAUAGGGAAUAGGGUGCUAAUUUUCAGGAGGAGCUUGUGUCUCAGUCAUUCAAUAAGAAUGAGAGGUGCCAAAGACUCUCAGAGGGACAAGAACUACAGUCAAGACAGGAGAAGCUCACUGAGUUUCCCUGUCAGAAGCUGACCUGCUAUACCACACGAUACAGGAAACUCGGCGGCCAUUUUGGAGACGGACCGGGUCGAACCAGGAAGAGAUUGGUUAGGGACAGAAGAUGAGCGUGAUCGUUGGUGGUCAAAGAUAGCUGAACAAUUAUGUAGCUUUUAAAAAAAAUAUAUAGUAGAAUCUAAAUAGCAGAAGAAUAUAUUACAUUCACAUGUUUCUUCCUUCACUUUCAAUUUGUUUGCACAGGUUCUGUAGCUGUCUCCACUGUUAUUACCCAGUAGGCCACAGGAGGG
Molecule: messenger RNA, 1209 nt
Organism: Oncorhynchus keta (chum salmon)
Lineage: Eukaryota; Metazoa; Chordata; Actinopteri; Salmoniformes; Salmonidae
Product: oxysterol-binding protein-related protein 10-like
Exons: 5
Coding region: 1-597 (198 amino acids)
Cellular component (GO): membrane; intracellular membrane-bounded organelle; cytosol
Molecular function (GO): cholesterol binding
Source: RefSeq, a predicted model, not a curated record